UUCUGCAGGUCCUUAGUAUGUUGUACAGAGACAACAUGGGCAAGCUACUAAUCUGCAUCGGAUUGGCUCUCCUGCUGCAUGCACAGCUUGGAUCAUCCUACAUCCUCUCCUGUUAUUUCACUAACUGGGGACAGUACCGUCCUGGUGCAGGAAAGUAUUUUCCCACCAACAUUGACCCAUGUCUCUGUGACCAUCUCAUCUAUGCCUUUGCUGGAAUGGACAACAACAUGAUCAAGACCUACGAGUGGGACGAUGAGAAACUCUACGGACAGUUCCAAGGCCUUAAGAACCAGAACAGCAACCUGAAGACUCUGCUGGCCAUUGGUGGGUGGAACUUUGGAACUCAGAAGUUCACAGCCAUGGUUUCCUCUGCUGCCAAUCGUCAGACUUUCAUCAACAGUGUGAUCUCCUUUCUGCGUCAGUACCAGUUUGAUGGUCUGGACAUCGACUGGGAGUACCCUGGCUCUCGUGGCUCCCCACCUGAGGAUAAGGAGCGCUACACCAUCCUGGUCCAGGAGAUGAUGAGUGCCUUUGAGGCAGAGGGUAAGAAGACUAACCGUCCUCGUCUAAUGUUGACUGCUGCUGUCUCCGCUGGAAAGGGAACCAUUGACUCUGGAUAUCAGAUUUCCCAGAUUGGAGCUGUGCUGGACUACUUCCACGUUAUGACCUAUGACUUCCACGGUUCCUGGGAGCACAAUGUUGGACAGAACAGCCCUCUCUACAAGGGCCCUGCUGAUCAGGGAUCUAUGAUCUACUUCAAUGUGGAUUACGCUAUGAACUACUGGAAGAGCAACGGUGCACCAGCUGAGAAACUGCUGGUUGGUUUCCCCACCUACGGUCACACCUUCCGUCUGGCUUCCUCUGACACCGCUGUGGGAGCUCCCGCCAGUGGACCUGGAUCUGCAGGAACUUUCACCCGUCAGGCAGGCUUCUGGUCAUACUAUGAGAUCUGCACUUUCCUGAAGCAAGGAGCCACACAGGCUUGGGAUGCCCCUCAAAGUGUGCCUUAUGCCUACAACCAGGGAACCUGGGUUGGAUAUGACAAUGUUAAGAGCUUCCAGACUAAGAUUCAGUGGCUGAAGCAGAGUGGUUUCGGUGGAGCUAUGGUGUGGAGUUUGGAUCUGGAUGACUUCAGUGGCACUUUCUGUGGGCAGGGAGCAUACCCCCUGAUCAACACUAUCAAGAGUGGACUGGGAACUGGAACUACCUGCAGUCCCCGCACUCAACCACUCCCUCCAGUCCAGCCAACCCGCCAGCCCCCGCAUCAACCUCAACCUCAGCCCCAGCCCAGUGGUGGUGGCGGCAGCAGUGGUGGCAGUGCAGGCUCUGGCUUCUGUACUGGCAAGGCUAACGGACUCUAUCCUGAUGCAACCAACAAGAACCAUUUCUAUGACUGCGACCAAGGAAAGACCUACACCCAGCACUGUGCUGCUGGCCUGGUGUUUGAUGACAGCUGCAAGUGCUGCAACUGGUCAUAAACAGUUCACAGUUAAACUCUACACUUCUUGUUCUCAUCAGUCAUGGGCUGAGUCAAUCAUCAAUAUUAAUGUGAACCAUCCAACAAGGUCACUUCAAGAACAGCUCUGUAACACCUGUCGCUGUCCUGACCUGAAUAAAAAUAGUAUUUAAAGCAA
Mugil cephalus (flathead mullet) is the source of this 1634-nucleotide messenger RNA. RefSeq names its product acidic mammalian chitinase-like. Bases 18 to 1478 code for a protein of 486 amino acids. The record is from RefSeq and is a predicted model, not a curated record. Lineage: Eukaryota; Metazoa; Chordata; Actinopteri; Mugiliformes; Mugilidae. The transcript is spliced from 11 exons. Gene Ontology annotation, biological process: carbohydrate metabolic process; chitin catabolic process. Gene Ontology annotation, molecular function: chitinase activity; chitin binding. Gene Ontology annotation, cellular component: extracellular region.